UGGCUCCCAGCGCUCAGCGGCUCACAGGACACACAUUUUAAAAUGUAAUUUCCAAAGGCCUAAUUGUUUCCGCUGUGAUUUAUUUUCAUCCUUUUCGUUUUUCUUCUUUUUUUGUUUGUUUUAUCUGCCCUUCUCCCCUUUCCUUCUCUUUUUUUCAUUGUUGUUGUUGUUGUUUUUUUUUCUUUUUGUUUUUUUUACCAGCUGCUGGAUUUUUCCCUUUUUAAAAACUGCUGUCAUUCUCUCCGUUUACAAAGGAGGGAUCUGCAAAUAGAGACAACCACAGUAAGACAUGUGUCUCUGGGGAUGAUGCUGUUGCCAUUGGUGCCACUCUCCCUGUCACCAUGACAAUGCCGCUCAGCCCCCUCUCCAGUGACGAGGAGCAGCAAAGGAUGCUGGGAAACAGUCAACACCUAUAUCCAGGGGCAGAAGAGGAAGAGGAGGAGGAAGAGGAAAUGGACGAUGAUGGUGUAGACGAGGAAGGAGAGGAAGAGAAUGGAGAGCUGGAGUUAGAAUACGAAGGAGAGGUGGAUGAUGAAGAUGACAUCAGGCGAGGACCUAGGCGUUUGAGAGGAGGCAGGGAAGAGGGGCACAGGCAAAAAGGCACAAUGGCUGGACGACUACCAGGAGACAGACAGAUACGACCUGGCAACCUGGGGCACACGGCCAACCCUUAUUCAUCCAACCCUGGACCUGCCCACCAACCACCAGCUAAUCAGCAGCAGCAACAGCAGCAGCAGCAGCAGCAGCGGAAGCUGAGAGAACGGAGCUCUAGCAAUGCCCCUGAUGACACACACAUAGCUAUGAUGGUGUUUCGCAUUGGCAUUCCAGAUAUCAAACAGACGAAGUGUCUGAGGUUCAACCCAGAUGCAACAGUGUGGAAGGCAAAGCAACAGGUGUUGUGUAGUCUAACUGAAUCUCUGAGGGAUGUUUUGAACUACGGCCUUUUCCAACCUGCUACCGAUGGGCACGAUGCCAAGUUCUUGGAGGAAGAGAGGCCGCUCCGCGAGUACCCACAAUCCUUUGAGAAAGGGGUACCCUACCUGGAGUUCCGCUACAAAACCAGGGUGUACAAACAGACAAAUCUCGAUGAGAAACAGCUGGCCAAACUGCACACCAAGGUCAGUCUAAAGAAGUUCAUAGACUACAUUCAAGCUGGCACCAUGGAAAAGGUCGCCAAACUUCUAGAUAAAGGGCUUGACCCCAACUACCAUGACCCUGAUACAGGAGAGACCCCACUCACUCUGGCAGUACAGACAGAGCCAGGCGGAGGGGAGAACAUCAGGGUGCUGGUGAUGGGGGGAGCUCAUAUUGACUUCAGGGCAAAGGAUGGCUUGACCCCUCUCCACAAGGCCGUCAGAUCACAUGGACACACAGCCUUACUGAUGCUGUUGUCUUUAGGGGCAUCUCCUGAUUAUAAGGACCGCCGUGGGCUGACACCACUUUACCACACUGUGCUUAUAGGGGGCGACACCUCCUGCUGUGAGACCCUACUGUACCACAGAGCCAAGCUGGGUCUCCGUGAUGAGAAUGGUUGGGAUGAGACCCAUCAGGCCUGUCAAAAUGGCAACUCACAACACUUAGAGCACCUGCUUUUUUAUGGUGCGGACUCUUCAUCCCAGAAUGCCUCAGGAAACACUGCCCUGCACAUAUGCGCUUUAUAUAACAAGGAUAGCUGUGCACGCAUUCUGCUAUACCGAGGAGCUAACAAGGACACAAAGAAUAACAGUGGGCAGACCCCCUUCCAGGUAGCUGUGAUGUCUGGCCAUUUUGAGCUGGGGGAAAUUAUUAAGAACCAUCGAGAAUCAGACGUAGUUCCCUUUUUGGAGUCGCCGAAGUACGCCCCCAGGAGGGAGAGUGCACGGACUCUUGGACUGCCCCAUCCUCACCCCUUCCUGAGGGCCAACAGUGACAACAGCAUGAAUGUGCCUGACUGGAUUGCCUUUCCCAAUGCUGCUGGAUCAAAUAUUGUCUCUGUGCAGGGUCUGAAGCACGGUGGCACCUUGCGUAGCUCUAGCAGUCCCCGUGGUGCCCGAACCCGUUCCCCAUCCCGUGGCCGAUCUGGAGACAGAGAUGAUCGGAGCCGGCAAACACGUGGAAGACAAGGGGCAGCCACCAUAAGUAGUCAGGGCACAGCAAGCGGGCAGCGGCGGCGUCUCUACAGUGCCGUACCCGGGCGCAUGUUUGUGGCCACUCGCUCGCACUCGGCCCAGGGGGACCGUGAGAUCAGCCUCAACAAGGGAGACAAAGUCAAAGUGCUGAGUGUGGGAGAAGGGGGCUACUGGGAGGGCACGGUUCGAGGGCGCACAGGCUGGUUCCCCUCUGACUGCGUGGAGGAGGUGGCACUCCGCAGCUUGGACAAUCGCUCAGAGAGCCGCAGCGAAAGAGCCAAGCGACUCUUCCGGCAUUACACCGUUGGAUCCUACGACAGCUUUGAAGCUCCCAGUGACUAUAUAAUCAAGGAGAAGACAGUUCUUCUGCAGAAAAAAGACAAUGAGGGUUUUGGCUUUGUGCUGAGAGGAGCCAAGGCUCAGACCCCUAUAGAAGAGUUCACUCCCACCCCAGCCUUUCCAGCACUGCAGUACCUUGAGUCUGUCGACGAGGGAGGCGUGGCAUGGAGAGCUGGUCUACGAAUGGGAGACUUCCUUAUUGAGGUGAAUGGGCAGAAUGUGGUUAAGGUGGGACACAGGCAGGUGGUCAAUAUGAUCAGGCAAGGUGGCAACAGCCUCAUGGUCAAGGUUGUCAUGGUUACCCGGAAUCCUGAUAUGGAGGAAGGGAUCAGAAAGAAAAUCCCACAGCAGAGUAAGAGACUGAGCACACCGGCUAUCGCUCUACGCUCCAAAUCCAUGACAUCAGAACUGGAAGAGAUGGUGGACAGAGCCUCUGCCCCAUGGAAAAAAAAAUCAGAGUUCGAAUCUUCACAAGCUACAGAGAAGAAGAGGACAGUUUAUCAGAUGGCCUUGAAUAAACUGGAUGAGAUUUUAGCAGCAGCACAGCAGACCAUCAGUACCAAUGAGGCUCCAGGACCCCGGGCACAGGGGGUAAAAAGAGAACGGGGCAGAGGCUUUUAUAAUGAGCCAAAUUUCGACCAAUCAGGAAUGGGGAUGACACCUGGGGCUGGGAUAAGCUACGAUCGUGGUCAAUUUGUAUCUGGCCACGCCACCCCGCACGGUAUGCUGCGACAGAAGUCUAUCGGGGUUCCUGAGGAGGAGAAGCAGUUCCUUCAUCCUCCCGCCAUGAAGUUUGCCCGAAGUCUUUCAGUACCUGGCCCAGAUGACAUCCCUCCUCCACCUACAACAGCACCCCCUGAGCCCCCUUUCUCCUCAGCUCCCCCUUUUGGCUUUAGGGGGAAGACAUCCCAGCAACCUUCUGUUUCUGUGUCCCAAACCACUUCCUCUUCUGCACAUUAUCAGCUCUACUCACAGUCAGCGCACAUCAGGGACAGGUCCCCUGGACCAACAUCUGGGUCUGGAACAGGGGACCAUGCACUCCCUUACUCCCAUGCCCAAGCCCACCCCUCUGUACCAAGCAGGACUGCCUCCAGAAAGGUUAUUGGGUACACAGGAGACCUUGCAGGGGCUGGAGGAGCAGCAGGGGCUAAAGCUGCAGCAUUGAGAAGGGGCUACAGCAAUGCCGUCCCACCCACCAGUGUCGCUACUGUGACUCCCCAGCAGCAGACUACACAGAGCCAACCUUCCAGACUGGACCGCAGUGCAAUGGGGGGAGGGGCAGGGGGUGUCCUAAAAGGUGGUGCACGGAGAGGGAAGGGGCCCUUGGUCAAGCAGUCAAAGGUGGAAGAUCUUCGUCAGGGCCAGGGCACACUCGAAGGGAAAGGGUCAGUGGAGAAAAGCUCCAUUCCUAUCCCCACCAUCAUUGUUAAAGCCCCAUCCACCAGCAGCAGUGGUCGCAGUAGCCAGGGCAGCAGUGUGGAGGCUGAACCACCUCCCCUAGGAGAGAGUGACAGUUCUAAACCCCAACCUGUUGCUCCCUCACCUGCACCCACUGAUCCACUGCCAGCCCCUCCCUCUACACCUGCUCCCCCACCCCCAUCACUGCCAUCACUUCGUACUCAAGAGAGUUUGGACUUCACCAGCCAGUUUGGUGCUGCCAUAGUAGGGGCUGCUCGCAGAGAUCGAGAACGAUUCCACGAAGCAAGAAGGAAAAGUGCCUCCUUUUUUCUCUCUGCUGAGGAAGAGUUGGGAGGAGCAGGAGGAGGAGGGGGAGGACAGACCCAGACCACCCAACAGCAGCUGAGCUCACAGCCUUCACCUUGCCUGAGACCAUCCAAGUCUAUAGAUGAGGGCAUGUUCUCAGGUGAUACCUUUAUCCACCACACACGCAGCAUGCCUCCUGCCUUUGGCCUGCCUGAGUACUCCUCACCUGCUCCUCCAGGGGACUAUCAACCCAAGUCUGUACCCGCUGACUUCUAUGGGGCAGGAGGCCGACAGCAGCAACAGCAAGCCUCUACCACAACAUUUAUUCACCCACUAACAGGGAAGGUUCUGGACCCUUCAUCCCCUCUCGGCUUAGCGUUAGCUGCACGGGAACGUGCCUUGAAGGAUGAUGGACGCAUACGCAGGGAGAGGACCACAGAACACCACUUUAGCCGUCAGAUGUCCAGCAUUGGGGCCUUCCCCUCAUCCACUGCACAACCUACCUCACACCUCUCCUACUCCAUGGCCUCAUCUUCCUCUACAGCCUCGUCUGCUGCCCAGUCCCCAAGCUCCUCCUCAUACCUUGUUACCUCCUCUUCACUAGCCGCCACCACUACAUCCACUCGGCCUCCAUCUCCCAGGAUCCUGCGUGGAGCAGGGAGUAGCUGGGGUGAGGAGGCAGGGAUUGGAGAGCGCACAGAAAGGGAGGCUGCUGGUACCUCAGCUCCCAGAGAAGGCCUAAGGGUUCGUUUCUCUGAGGAUAAAACCGUCCACACACACCACUACCAAUCUCAGCACUACCAGCCCACCCACAAGGAGCGUGAAAGGGAGCGUCAGAGAGAGAGGUCACGAGAAAGAGAGAGAGAAAGGGAGAGGGAAAGAGAGAUGGACAAAGCUCAGACUCAGAUGCAGCAGUCCACACAACCAAUGACUCAUCAACCUCGGCGCCCCUCAUUCUUGAGGAUGGAGAGUGAGGCUGGGGCAUACAUCCUUUCUUUAACACCUCCAUCCCCUCCUCCAACUGUGUCCCCUACACGUCCUUCAGCUGGAGGAGGAUGUGAAGGCGGAAGUGGCCCAGGACUUAUGGUUCUCCCUCCCCCAGCUCCUUCUGUGGAUGCAGAUGAUGAGUUUGUGUUUGCUGAUCCUCUCCCACCACCGUUGGAGUUUGCCAAUAGUUUUGAUCGUAGUUUGGGUUACUCUGGGAUGAUGUCUCGUAAUGUGACAGCCCGCCAGCAGCUUCAACCCCCUCCUCCACCACCACCUCCCCCGCCACCUCCUCCCCCUCCUAAAGACUCCUUUAUGACAGGGUUCCCCCCAAACACACCCCUGCCUUCACCUCAGGCAGGGGAUUCCACAACUUCCAGUCUUACUUCCUAUGACAGUGAAGUUGCCAACCUGACCCAGUCAGCCCUGUCUCCCUCUCCAUCUUCCCCUAACCCUCUACCACCUACCUCCCCCUCCACCUUACAGCCCUCUGUGUUACCUCCACCUCCCUCUGUAUCACCUCCACCACCACCCACCUCCUACCACAGACCAUUUGGCCUAUCUCAGUCACAACACUUAUACAAUAGUACACACCAAGCCGGACGCUCUUCUUCUCCCACACCAUCUCCCCUCUCUAUCCCAGCUCCAGCUGCAUACCGGGGGCCCUCAUCAGCAACAUCCACCCCUGCAACCUCUGUCUCUCUUAGUGGUAACUCAACUGUGACUGCGAGCAGUUCCACAAAUGCUACUGCAACUAUCGCCAGGUCCACAACUACUGCUGCCACUGUCACCCCGCACACACGCAUGGCAACUGUCUCCACAGUAGGUACAGGGGGUAGCAUAAGGCCCAGCAUAGAGCAUCACCCACAAUCCAGUGCAGCUUCAGUCAAGGCUGGUGAGUCCCAGGAGACAGUGGUGGAUUCUGGGAUUGAGGAGCUGGACAGCCGAAGCAGCAGCGACCAUCACUUAGACAGUAUCCUGGCACUCAGUGGGAGUGGGAUCAGAGAGAGGUUGGAGAGAGCAGGGAUGGGUAGCUUAGGUGGAGUUGGAAAGAGAAUAGGGUCAACAGAGGCAGACAGAAUAAGUGGAGCAGACUUUUUAGAAUCUUAUAUGAGCUACCUUGAUGGACAGACAUUUGAAAUGCACAAUGCCAAAGCCGCCAGCACUGCAUCCACCUAUCCGAAAACACAGAGGUUCAGAGAAGGUAGUCGGGCUGGAGAUCUUCGAUGGCAAACCAGCACUGCACCCCCUGCAUACCAUCGACGUAGGGAGGAGGAAGAGGAGGAGGAUGAAGAGGAGGAGGCAGAAGAGGGAGAGGAGGAGGAUGUGAAUGCCCGUGAUGGUUAUAGGAUGAGGGAAGGGUCAGGGAUUGCUCGCUCCUCUGUAAUGUACUUUGACCGACCCAACACUCCAGAAUUAAAACCUCUGUGGGGUGAUGGGUCGGCCGGAGCAGCACAGUCCAUGGGGGAUGGAGGGGGCCAGGCUGGAGGGACAUAUGUUGAGGCACGUAAGCUGCAUCCUCCCCUGACCAGUAUGAAGGCAAGCAUCAUCAAUGAACUAAACACCAAAUUACAGCAGAGGAGCAAAGGAACGGAGAACUGGGGAGCUCAGAGGUCACUGAGCAGACAUAGGUUCUCAGAGGACUCCACAGGUGUACUGAGUCCUCCCUCUGUCCGCUCUACAUCCCCAUCUCCUGUUCACCUCUCUCAGCCUGCUUUGUCUCCCUCUCCCACAACUUCCUCCCAGCCACUCUAUCCAAACUGGGCUCGAUCGCCUUCCCCUCAGCCCCCUGCUGCCUCAUCCCAGCCUCCUCCCCGCUCCCACUCACCUGUUUCUCCUUCAUCAUAUUCACCGUACCCAACGUCACCCAAACACCGGCCUGUUUAUCGCACCAAAGCCUUGGAGUUCCAGUUUAUCCCCAGCCGAGAGUCCCGUAAGUCUGAGUCCCAUCACGCCCAGCGCAGGCGAGCACCCAGCCCACUAAUUUUUCCCUCUGACCGUCCCAAGCUUGGCCCUCCCCGCCCCUCAUCCCUUCCCAUUCUCCCCACCACCCCCCUCUAUAGCAGCCUGUAUGACCUCCGGGGAUCCAUUACUCCACCCUCACCUGCCAACCCCCUCGGGGACCCCUACUUCUCCCCCUCUCCCCCUCUCUUUGCCCCCUCAGGUGCCCCACCACCUCCAAAUUCCUCACUUGUGGUUUCUCGCUCCUUGUCUCCCACCCACUUCCUGUCAGGGACUUCAUCCCCACCUCUGCACCCUAUUCCUCCACCCACUUGUCUGAGUUACCCCCACCUUCCACCCCCUUCUCCUACCAAACCCUUUGCCUCCAAACCACUCCCAUACUGGACCAAGUUCGAUGUGGCUGAUUGGCUGGGCUACCUGAACCUGGGUGAGCACAGGGAGCGUUUUCUAGACAACGAGAUUGAUGGCACGCACCUGCCCUCUCUUACAAAGGAGGACUACCUGGACCUAGGAGUGACCAGGGUUGGCCAUCGCAUGAACAUAGAGAGGGCACUCAGGAGAGUGAUGGACAGGCUGUCUUCUAGCACUUUCCCUGUUUCUGCCCUCUCCCCUCGACAUGAACUUAUAGACAGAAGGAGAGAUGAGGCCAACCACAACUGAGAGGACAGGAAAGGUGAGGUGACAGCAACUGCUGCCAACAGAGAUUCACUAAAUGAAAAAAAAAAAAAAAAAAAACACAAGAAGAGGGGACUUUGAUAUCAACCUGCCGGCUCACAGAUGAAGAAGAAAGAUAUGGUAGAGAAAGUUCAAGGCCUGUCAAACUGUGAACACUACUGCACUUACACAUGUUAUUCAGUCAACUCAAAUAUAAACACCACAUACAUGGUACAUACAAACAGAUUAACAGAACACACUUAGUUUGAGCUUGCAGGCACUCACAAGGUAAUCAAAAUGUGAAUGAUCGAAUUAAACCAUACAAAACGAACUCCACAAUGUGAGAAGGUGAUGUACUACAUAACUGAGCCAAAUAAUUUUGAGGGAAACAAUCAAAAUGAUCAUUUGCUUAUAUGUUUUUUCUGUGGUUCUUCAAAAAGAGAUAGGGAGAAAGAGAGAUAUUGAAACCUCCUUUGCUGUCUUUCUCUUUUUCUUAGAUUUUGAAACGAGUCUGUAUAACUGACACAUUUUACUAUUGGUCUAAUUUUUAGAGCAGGUUCAAUGGAGACAGACGCAGAGAGGGCGAGUACUGAGAAACCCCCUGUCUUGCAUGACUAGGGAAGCCCUUAAAAUAGAAGUCAAUUUAACAGCAGGCACUUAUUUGUGUGUGUGUGUGUGUGUGUGUGUGUGUGUGUGUGUGUGUGAGAGAGAGAGAGAGAGAGAGAAAGAAUUCAAAGGUUAUCACUAGAGGCAUGACCGUGAUUUGUUGUGUGUUUUUACCUCACCGAUGGAGGGAUUCUAUUUUGCCCAAGACAGAUUGGGGCUAGUGCUUAUCUUGUAUUUCACUACAACUUCUUUAGCUUCUCAUGUCUAAUAAUGGAAUUAUAUAUCUAUAUCUAUACAGACUGGUCACUGUAUUAAAAAACCCGUAGCAAAAAUAAGUGCCCAGACCAACAGAAUAGACACACAAGCUCUCUACCACAUACAAACACACAUGUACACAGUACAUCCUCAGAGUACUGAUUCCAACAUACAAACACACACACACACACACAUACACAAACACACACACACACACACACGAAAACACAAACACUGAUACACACCUUUUAUUUAUAUAAAAAAUAAUGGGAUACAGUAAAAUAUAUAUGUAUGGAUUCAAGAUGAUGAUGUUAAAACAUACGCAAAAAUAUUUUAAAGAAGGAAGAUGAUACAACAUAUAUAUACAGUGUAUAUAUAUAUAUAUAUAUAUAUAUAUAUAUAUAUAUAUAUAUAUAUAUAUAUAUAUAUAUAUAUACUGAAAAUGUAUCAACAUUUUUAUCACAGACUCUUAAAAAAUAGAGGAGACUGCAACUUCAAUGAACCUCUUAAAGAUACAGAGGCUCAAUUUUAAAAGAGGAGACAACAUGGAGAAGGAGAAAACCAAACUGCCUGUAUUUCUCACCCUCUCUCCUUCCAAAAAAACACUCUUUCUAUGGAGGCAAGGCAAGACGAACAUGCACUCUGACAUCGGUGAGGGAUACAUGCUAAUAUCUGUUUUAAUACAACUGUUCCUAUAAUGAUUUUUAAACUCUAAACGGCUCUGAAAUUGGUGAAUUAGCAAGAGACAAUGUUAUUUGUUGCAGUCACUGUUAUCAUCGUCCUUGCUGUUAUCGCUGUGACUGAGCUGCAAUGUUUGUUUCUGAGAGCAAACCCUAGAAGUGUUUAUGCUUGAAGAUUUUUAGUUUGUGACCUCAUGCAAUGUGCUCAAAUUGUUGGUACCUCUUGGACUUAAAUUAGAGAAAAGACUUUCACAUCUAACAAUGUCCCUCACCCUUCUGCUCUUCCCUUCCUACAUGAUCACACAAAAUAUUGUGACAUCACUUUGUAUGCAAGGACUAUCAACGAAAUGAUCAAAGAAUUUAUUGUGUGUGCAGUAUACACCCUUUACAUUCAUAUUCCCUGUACCUAAAAUUGAAUUUAGUGACCUACAGCCCUCAUCUCCCAUAUCACAAAUAGUUGCUCAAUCAAUUAAAAGGGCUCCUCAUAACAUUACACUUCCUUUUAUUCCUCAUAUUUUCUCUUCCUUUUAAUCGGCUGUCACCUUUACAAUGACUUCACAUUUAUGUUCCCUUUUUACAGUCUUAGACAUCUUUCUUUCAGGACAUCAGUAAAGAUCUCGCCACCUCUAUCUCCUAUCCAUCUUGCAUUUGUUUGUCCUCUAAAUAAAGAGUGGGAUUCAUUCAUCAUGCAUUACAGUGCUCGCUUUAUCACUCCUACUGGACAAAAAAUUGCAGAACUAAUUGUAUUUUUGAUGUUUAAGUCUGGUAAGUAUAGUGACAUUGAGGAUAACAGUAAGGACAAUGAAAGAAAGUAUAGUUUUUAUGGUUUGAGAUGAAAAAAAAAAAUGAUUCCAAGUUUUAAAGAAUCUUUGUCUUCCAAACAAUGUUUAACAUGGGUUUAAUGUGUAAUCAAAUCAUGCUUUCUACACAUCCUGCUUCUUGUUUCCUGAGUCUAAUUCAUUGAAACAAUUAGCUUCAGUAGCAGCUGGUCUAUGGAACCCAGGUACAUGUAUAUUACUGAUAAAUAUUCAGUUUUUUGUUGCCUGCUGGGUGGAGUAAAAUGUCACAUACUUUUCACCCUCCUGACAGUUUCAGUGUCUGAAUAAAAGAUUGGAUCAUUGGAACACAUAAUGCAAGAAAGCUAGCAUAAGGCAUCAGCAGCCUUUUCUGGUUUGAGAAGUAAAUUCUUUAAAACGCAAGAUUAAGGCUUGAUGCUCUGUCACCAUGAGCUUCAAGUCCCAGGCAACAACUAAAAUAACAGUAUUCAAACCUCCACUUGACAUGCUUUGACGUAUUGCAGGGUUAUCCAUUAUCAUUCUGAAGUUGUAUGCAAAUUGAAUAUUACACAGCCAUUAAAGGGUAUGGACAAUGUGACCCAGGAAGAGGUGACUGAACACACACAGGAGCAAUUGACUCAUUGGCCAUCCAGGGUGUGCAGAAAGCAUCUCUUUUCAUUGAAAUUUAACAAUUAACCACUAAGAGGUUAUUCACAGAGUAUAUACAUAUUCUGAUAUUCAUAUUAACAUGAAAUACAAAUGUUUUGAGAAAUGAAAAGGUUAUUAGAAUUAUAAUAAAAGAGGCAGGAAUUACUUUGA
Messenger RNA from Myxocyprinus asiaticus (Chinese sucker), 10887 nucleotides. RefSeq names its product SH3 and multiple ankyrin repeat domains protein 1-like. The record is from RefSeq and is a predicted model, not a curated record. Gene Ontology annotation, cellular component: postsynaptic density; dendritic spine; postsynaptic membrane. Lineage: Eukaryota; Metazoa; Chordata; Actinopteri; Cypriniformes; Catostomidae. The coding region runs from base 342 to 7757 and encodes 2471 amino acids. The transcript has 27 exons. Gene Ontology annotation, molecular function: synaptic receptor adaptor activity; ionotropic glutamate receptor binding.